Molecule: messenger RNA, 1074 nt
Organism: Penicillium oxalicum
Lineage: Eukaryota; Fungi; Ascomycota; Eurotiomycetes; Eurotiales; Aspergillaceae
Product: nitrilase
Exons: 3
Coding region: 1-1074 (357 amino acids)
Molecular function (GO): catalytic activity
Source: RefSeq, a predicted model, not a curated record
AUGCCGCAAAAGUUGACCGUCGCAGUCGCCCAGGCCCGCACCGGCCCCUCGCUCUCCGCAACACUCUCCGCACUGGAGCGCAUCACUCAGAAUGCCGCCUCCCAAGGUGUAAGCCUCCUGCUCUUCCCUGAAGCAUAUCUAGGUGGAUAUCCCCGAACCUGCGACUUUGGGACUGCCGUCGGCGCUCGGGCACCUCAUGGCCGGGAGCAGUUCUUGCGCUACUUUCAAGAUGCCGCCGAUCUGGGGGAUACGCCGGCGGGUGCAGGAGAUGACUGGAUCGAGCGCAAGCUUCCGCUGGCCAAGGGGUCGGAUCGUCGAGGUGACGGGACACGCGAGUUCCUGGAGCGAGUCGCUCGUGAGACGGGGGUGUUUAUUGCAACGGGGGUGAUUGAGAAGGCCGGGGGGACAUUGUAUUGCUCGGCGCUUUACGUCGAUCCAACGGCGGGUGUAUUGGGGAAACGGCGAAAGGUGAUGCCGACUGCCUCGGAGCGUCUCAUUUGGGGCCAAGGCUCUCCAUCCACCUUGAAAGUCGUCACGACGGUACUCAAGGGCGUCAGGCUCACCAUCGGUGCGGCCAUUUGCUGGGAGAGCUUCAUGCCACUUCUGCGACAGAGUCUGUAUGCCCAACGGGUGAACAUUUAUCUUGCACCGACGGCGGACAGUCGUGAUACAUGGCUGCCGCUGAUGCGAACAAUCGCCGGCGAAGGGAGAACCUUUGUGCUGUCGGCAAACCAAUGCGUUCGGUAUCGUGAACUGCCCUCGUGGAUCACGGAGCAGGCGGACCAGCAAGGAACGGCUCUAGAAGGAAACCCUUACAUCUCUCGCGGAGGAUCUAGCAUUGUCGGCCCUCUAGGAGAAGUCCUGGCCGGUCCCGUAUGGGAAUCCUGUGUGGAAGAUGCGCUUGAAUCGUCUGGCUCGAAAAAAUUCUCCAGUGAUGAGGGUCUUCUGAUUCACGAGAUUGACUUGGAGGAUUGUGAACGGGGAAAUCUCGAUAUGGACGUCGCUGGAAGUUAUUCCCGAAGCGAGUUCAAGUUGACCGUCGACGGUCUUGAUUUGAACCCUCCUCCGUUCUGA